Messenger RNA from Monomorium pharaonis (pharaoh ant), 699 nucleotides. RefSeq names its product microsomal glutathione S-transferase 1. Bases 136 to 573 code for a protein of 145 amino acids. Gene Ontology annotation, cellular component: membrane. NCBI's taxonomy places the organism in Eukaryota, Metazoa, Arthropoda, Insecta, Hymenoptera, Formicidae. The transcript is spliced from 2 exons. The record is from RefSeq and is a predicted model, not a curated record.
AGGUAAAGUAGAGAACGUGCUGACCGCUAUCGAUCAGUCUCUCCACUAACUGCGUAUAGUAUCAUCAAAAUAAGCAGAAUCAUCAUUAUACGUUACGACAUACGUUCAACAAAACGAAUCUGAAGGCUGAGAAAGAUGGCUGAAAUAAAUUCAGAAUUGCUCACCGUAUUCGGCUUUUGGGGCAGUGUACUGGUCCUGAAACUGCUGGCGAUGGUGCCGUUAACUGCUCGACAUCGAAUGCGAAAGGGGGUAUUCGCAAAUCCAGAGGAUCUUGCACUCUCAACCAAAGGCAAAGUAAUUUACGAUGAUCCGGAUGUGGAACGUGUACGUAGAGCACACUUGAAUGAUUUAGAGAAUGUUCUGCCUUGGUUUAUAAUUACGUAUCUCUGGCUGGGAACAGGACCUUCGCUGUGGCUGGCUAAGAUUCUGAUACGAACUUUUGUACUUACACGAAUAGCUCACACUAUAUCGUACACAAUCCUUUCGCAACAGCCUAUGCGUGCGAUAAGUUUCAUGGUGGGAUUUUCAAUCGUUGGUUACCAAGCAUUAACGACUUUAUUGUAUUAUUCCUAAUUUUUUUAUAUAAAUUUCUGAAACCACAAAUUUGAACGCACAAUAAGAUAUAAAUACAAUUUGUACAAUAUAUGAUAACAUUGUUUUGGUAUUUGGGCAUAAAUAAAUUUUAUAAUUUAAGAGAAA